This is a messenger RNA of Portunus trituberculatus (swimming crab), 675 nucleotides long. RefSeq lists its product as uncharacterized. Bases 1 to 675 code for a protein of 224 amino acids. The transcript is spliced from 2 exons. NCBI's taxonomy places the organism in Eukaryota, Metazoa, Arthropoda, Malacostraca, Decapoda, Portunidae. The record is from RefSeq and is a predicted model, not a curated record.
AUGGGGGAUCUGGUGACUGGAUGGGCAGAUGAUGUGGUGGUCCUUAGCGAGCACCAUGCAGAGCUGCAGGAAAUGCUGAAUGCUGUGAGUGAGUAUGGAAGGGAUUUUGACGUUAGAUUCAGCAGGGAGAAGAGUAAAGUAUUAGUAGUAAAUGGGGAUGCGUUAGACAGGAACAGGACAUGGAUGCUGGGUGGGGAGGAAAUAGGAAGAACAAAGGAGUACAAGUAUCUGGGUAUUUGGCUGGAUGAAAGAGGGUGUGAAAGGACCAAGCAGGAAAAAAUAGCACGGACUAACCAAUGGGUGGGGAGGCUAGGUAGUGUAGCACGGUGCAGGGCAAAUAAGUAUGAGGUAGUUAGAGGACUAUGGAAGGGAGUAGCUAUCCCCAGCAUCAUGUAUGGUUUAGAAACAACAGUGUGGACUAGGAAAGACCUGAAUAGGCUAGAGGUUCUGCAGAACAUAACAGGCAAGAUAGCACUAGGUGCCAACAGGUAUGUGGCAGUGGAGGCAAUCAGAGGAGAUAUGGGAUGGAGUACAUUUAGGGAAAGGUUAGCUAAGGCAGUGUUGAGGUAUAGGGUUAGACUGCAGAGGAUGGAUGGGAGUAAAUGGGCAAAAAAGGUGUACGAAUGGAACGUGUAUGGACAGUGGACACAGGAGUCGUUUUAUGACAAGUCUUGA